Molecule: messenger RNA, 1794 nt
Organism: Lodderomyces parapsilosis
Lineage: Eukaryota; Fungi; Ascomycota; Pichiomycetes; Serinales; Debaryomycetaceae
Gene: PTC5
Product: type 2C protein phosphatase
Exons: 1
Coding region: 1-1794 (597 amino acids)
Biological process (GO): protein dephosphorylation
Molecular function (GO): protein serine/threonine phosphatase activity; cation binding
Source: RefSeq, a predicted model, not a curated record
AUGUUAUCAACCAGACCAAAGUUUUUAUAUCUCACCAAUAAGCAACUACAAACAAUAAGCAAAAGACUUAUAUCCUCCACUUCCAAAACAUCAGUCAAUUCUUCCAAGUUACUUAAUCUAUCAAAGACAUUUUUCAGAUCACUUCCCAAGACUGAACAACAGCAAUAUCUGAAACAGGGCAAGAAUGUGGCACUUGUAUCUGGCAUCAUAAUAGUUGGCUCGUAUAUUGCUUUCAAUCAAUCAAAUUAUUACAGCUUGGAUACCUUGCCACUGCUGCCUCCAUCAUCUCAAGCAGUAGGAGGAACAAGUGCAAUAACAGCAAAUGCGACUGCUAGUUCAUUUGCCAAACCUCCAAAAUUGUUGGAGGACAAGAAGCUAUUUUCCACUUCGACAUCAUCAAUGCAUCAAGAGAAUAGUAUCAGUCACCAACAGCACAAAGAAGGUAUUUUCUUGCUAAACGAUGAGCAGGUUGAUACGAAAUUACGUCAGUUUGAAGAAAGCUAUUUCAUCAAUCGAGGUAAAGGGGUCAUGAGGUAUGAUAUCUGCCAAUUGCCCUCAAACUCUCCCAUUGAAGAUGAUAGAGCUGAAGAGAUUAUUCAAGUACCAAUCUUGCAAGACAACAACAUCAAAACCACCACUGAUUGGCUCUUCUUUGGUGUGUUUGAUGGGCAUGGUGGCUGGACUACUAGUUCAAAGUUGAGAGAUGAAUUGAUUAAUUAUGUGAUUAAUGAGUUGGGUACAAUCUACAAGCCUGUUCAAGGAGAAGAGAAUCUUAGAUAUGUGCCAAAUAGUGCAACUAUUGAUCAAGCUAUAAAAAAUGGAUUUCUAAAAUUGGAUCAUGAAAUUGUCAAUAAAAAUAUUGAAAAAUUACUCACUGAUGGGAACAAAGCAAAAGCUGCUGAAUUAUUGAUGCCUGCGUUAUCUGGCUCCUGUGCAUUGUUGUCAUUCUACGACACGAACUCAAAAAUGCUUAAAGUGGCUGUAACAGGAGAUUCGAGAGCUAUUUUGGGUUCUUUCAAGGAUAAUCAUUGGACAGCUAGACAAUUGAGUAUUGAUCAAACAGGCUCAAAUCCAACGGAAGUGGCAAGAAUCAUCAGUGAACAUCCAGAUGAACCUAAAGUUAUUCGUAAUGGUCGAGUCUUGGGUAGUUUAGAACCAACCAGAGCAUUUGGUGAUUGUCGUUACAAACUCCCAGCUUCAAUACAAGAACGUAUAUACAAGCAGUUUUUUGGCAAGCGAUUACCCAAUCACUUAACAUCGCCGCCAUAUGUUACUGCUGAACCGGUGAUAACCACAACCAAAAUCAAUCCUGACAACAAUGAUUUUUUGGUGAUGGCCAGUGAUGGAUUGUAUGAAAUGUUAACCAAUGAGGAGAUUAUUGGUUUAGUAGUCAAAUGGAUGGAAAGAGAAAAGAUGGUCAAGCCACAAAAAUCAUUUUGGAAUUUCUUUGGUAAAGUUGGUGAAAACAAAUUACCAGAAGUGGAGGAUAUUACUAUGGAUAAGGCAAGCAAGAAACCUAUUAGGAAAUCAACUGGUGGUGGAAGCUUCUUGUUACAAGAUAACAACGUGUCAACUCAUUUAAUUCGUAAUGCGUUAUCCAAUGGUGGAUCAAAGGAACAAACCUCAAUGAUUAUAUCGAUUCCAAAUCCUGUAUCUAGAAGAUAUCGUGACGAUUUGACGGUGACGGUUGUAUUUUUUGGUAACAAUAUGAAUGAGGCAAAUGAAAAUGGUACAUUGGAGAUUAAUGCAAGUGCAACCGCUGGAGGUGCUGAUGCUUCAAAGCCUAAAUUAUAG